AUGGUCCUUGUCGGACGGCCUCGCUUCGUAUACUGUCUCGACCAUAUUGCGAGCAUAGGACACGGUAGUUUGGCGGAAACUGACGUGUGGGCCAAGUUGUCAAAGUCCGGAAUCGUUCUGUUCAUGACCUCUAAGGCGCGCCCAGUACUGGGUCGUAUGCCUGAUGAGUUGAUUGGCAAGAGUUUGCAAGAUCUGAUGGAUUCGCGGGCGGAGGCACAGAAGGCUCUGGGAGUGGCUCGUACGGGCCAACGGGUCACUUUCAGCCAUAAAAUCCGUCAUAAAAAGGGCCAUAUGCUGCCGGCGCAGACCACUCUACACCCAGGUGAUACCAAGGAAGGCGUUAGGCCCUCGUUCCUUGUAGCCCAUAUUAGUUUCCCAAAACCCCCGCAGGGAGGCAAUGAUGAGUUGAAUUCAGCGCCCCCGCCCAACAGAAACUUGGCUGUUUCUAAGAUUCAUCGGCAAGCAGUUUCAGGUGUUUCUGGUGUAGCGGGACAAAACAUGUUGGCGUCCGUCAAACAAGCGAACCCCCAGAUCCAAAAGCUCCCAUUUUUCACAGAGCUGGUGCCAACAAGAGGUUCAAGCUGGCAGGUUGAGCUUCGAGAAUUGGAAAAGCAAAACCGAACGCUGUCCGAUGAGCUGCAGAAAUUGCUUACCCGCAGAAAGAAGCGGAAGCGCAAGCAGAGCACGGCAUCAGUAGAGAAAAGUUGUGCCAUAUGCCAGACCAAGAAAACACCUGAAUGGCGCCGGGGGCCUAGUGGGGAGCGCGACCUUUGCAACAGCUGCGGAUUACGCUGGGCUAAGCAGGUCCGUAACGCAGCGCAGGUGGCGGGGAGACCCAACGCUUAUUGA
Molecule: messenger RNA, 849 nt
Organism: Aspergillus oryzae RIB40
Lineage: Eukaryota; Fungi; Ascomycota; Eurotiomycetes; Eurotiales; Aspergillaceae
Product: PAS domain-containing GATA-type transcription factor
Exons: 1
Coding region: 1-849 (282 amino acids)
Biological process (GO): regulation of DNA-templated transcription
Cellular component (GO): nucleus
Molecular function (GO): sequence-specific DNA binding; zinc ion binding
Source: RefSeq, a predicted model, not a curated record